Messenger RNA from Ogataea philodendri, 1320 nucleotides. RefSeq lists its product as uncharacterized. NCBI's taxonomy places the organism in Eukaryota, Fungi, Ascomycota, Pichiomycetes, Pichiales, Pichiaceae. The record is from RefSeq and is a predicted model, not a curated record. The transcript has a single exon. Gene Ontology annotation, biological process: regulation of protein phosphorylation. The coding region runs from base 1 to 1320 and encodes 439 amino acids. Gene Ontology annotation, cellular component: nucleus; cAMP-dependent protein kinase complex. Gene Ontology annotation, molecular function: cAMP-dependent protein kinase regulator activity.
AUGUCCAAUUUCCAAGAAUAUACGUACGAAUUGGCCGAGCUCGACAGGCAAUUCAAAACACAGAACCCGACAGAUGUGUUGCAGUUUUGCUACAAUUACUUCGGAAACAGAUUACAACAGCAAAGACAGUAUUUGUGGAGUCAGAAACAAAAGGCUGCAUCGCAGGGACUUGUUUUGUUCCCGUCUGCAGACGAGUCUGCUCAGGAGGCCCAGCGGAAGUCAAUUCCGCAAUUCAAAUACACAUUGUCGGACAACGACCCUCAUACCAAGCAUCAGGCACUAGACUCGGAAGAUCCUCAGGCCAAAUCCACCACAGAACCUGCAGCAGGACUGUUCAGAACCUCGUUCGAGUCAUCUCCAUUUAAUACGUCAGCACCUACGUCCAAGGCCAGUUUGGGACCUACGGACAGUGUCGAGACGGCAAAGCCGACCAGCCGGUCUGGGUUUGCGGCCUCUGCUGCAAAGACAACCAUGAGAAUCAACGCCAACAGAAGAACCAGUGUUUCUGCAGAGGCCUUGAACCCAGACACGUUUGGUGAAGACGGCUGGAAACCUCCUGUUCAUCAAUUCACUUCUGAGCAGCUGCAACGACUGAACGCAAGUGUGAUCAAAAACUUUCUAUUUAGCCAAUUGGAUCAAGAGUCUUUGAAAACCAUCAUCUUCGCUUUGGAGGAAAAACACGUUCCGCAAGGUUUUGAGAUCAUCAAACAGGGCGACGAGGGAGACUUCUUCUACGUGGUGGAGAGGGGCAGUGUGGAUUUCUACGUCAAUGGACAGAAGGUGAACAGUUCGGGCCCAGGCUCGUCUUUUGGUGAGCUUGCGCUCAUGUACAACUCGCCAAGAGCCGCCACUGCAAUUGCACAAUCCGAGUGUAUUCUGUGGGCUUUGGACAGAAUGACGUUCAGACGUAUUCUUCUGGAAGGCACUUCCAAGAAGAGAACCAUGUACGAAAACUUCCUCAAGGAGAUUCCUGUUUUGAAAUCUCUUUCGUCAUACGAGCGCUCGAAGCUGGCAGAUGCGCUUAACACAGAAACCUAUACUGUUGGCCAGAAUGUGGUCACUGAAGGUGAGGCAGGAGAGAAUUUUUAUUUCAUCGAAGACGGUACUGCCGACGUGAUCAAACAAGGACAAGGAGUUGUUACCAAGCUUAACAAGGGUGAUUAUUUCGGAGAGCUUGCGCUUCUAUAUGACUCUCCACGUCAAGCCACGGUGAAGGCUUCUAGCACGCUGAAAGUUGUCACUUUGGACAAGAGCGGGUUCCAGAGACUGCUUGGACCUGCUGUUGAAGUUUUGAAAUUACAGGACCCUACAAAACAUUGA